Messenger RNA from Eimeria maxima, 654 nucleotides. RefSeq names its product 60S ribosomal protein L10, putative. NCBI's taxonomy places the organism in Eukaryota, Apicomplexa, Conoidasida, Eucoccidiorida, Eimeriidae. Gene Ontology annotation, cellular component: ribosome; cytosolic large ribosomal subunit. Bases 1 to 654 code for a protein of 217 amino acids. The transcript has 4 exons. Gene Ontology annotation, biological process: translation; ribosomal large subunit assembly. The record is from RefSeq and is a predicted model, not a curated record. Gene Ontology annotation, molecular function: structural constituent of ribosome.
AUGGGGCGUCGUCCAGCUCGCUGCUACCGCUACUGCAAGAACAAACCCUACCCCAAAUCCCGCUUCUGUAGGGGUGUGCCGGAUGCCAAGCUGCGCAUUUAUGACGUGGGCCGCAAGAAGGCAGACGUAGAUGAGUUCCCAGCUGUAGUCCAUUUGGUCUCCGAUGAAUACGAGCAAAUAUCAUCAGAGGCCCUUGAGGCCGCCCGCUACAUGAUUAAGCACUGCGGCAAGGACAACUUCCAUUUGCGUAUGCGGGUUCAUCCUUUCCAUGUUCUCCGCAUCAACAAGAUGCUUUCGUGUGCAGGGGCUGAUAGGUUGCAGACAGGUAUGAGAGGGGCUUUUGGGAAGCCCACGGGUUUGGUGGCUCGUGUCAAUAUUGGCCAGAUCCUCAUGUCCAUUAGGACCAAGGAGUCGACGGUCAACAUUGCUACGCUGGCCCUUCGCCGCGCUGCCUUCAAAUUCCCAGGACGCCAAAAAGUAUUCACAUCGAACAAAUGGGGUUUCACUCCCUUCACCCGGGAAGAAUACAAGAAGUGGCAGGCAGAGGGCCGCAUCGUGUCCGAUGGCGUCUGCGCAAAAUGGCUGGCGAAGAAGGGGCCGUUGUCAGACACCUUCCCGUUGGCCAAGGAUAUCCACCUUCCUGUGGAAUGCUGA